Molecule: messenger RNA, 933 nt
Organism: Podarcis raffonei (Aeolian wall lizard)
Lineage: Eukaryota; Metazoa; Chordata; Lepidosauria; Squamata; Lacertidae
Product: olfactory receptor 1020-like
Exons: 1
Coding region: 106-933 (275 amino acids)
Biological process (GO): G protein-coupled receptor signaling pathway
Cellular component (GO): membrane
Molecular function (GO): olfactory receptor activity; G protein-coupled receptor activity
Source: RefSeq, a predicted model, not a curated record
GAAGGAAAUCAGACAGCCCCUGUGGCAUUUAUUCUCCUGGACUUCAAUAGUGAUGAUGUACCGAUACUACUUUUCAUCCUGUUUCUACCAAUCUACCUUGCAACCAUGGCUGGAAACAUCCUCAUUAUUAUUCUAGUGAUUCUUGAUCAGCAUCUUCACACACCCAUGUAUUUCUUCCUGGGAAACCUGUCAUGCCUGGAGACUUGUUACAGCUCAACUGUCAUGCCAAGGAUGCUGGUCAGUUUUCUGACUGGAGACAGAUCCAUUUCUGUUCAUGGAUGCUUUGCACAGCUAUAUUUCUUUGGGCUACUUGCAACUACAGAAUGUUACUUUCUGGCAGUGAUGUCUUAUGAUCGUUACUUAGCAAUAUGUAAGCCAUUGCAUUAUGCAAUACUCAUGAAUGGAAGAAUUUGCUUUCUGCUGAUUGCUGGAUCAUGGAUCAGUGGGUCACUACCUAUCAAUGUCAUGAUAUUCUUGGUAUCUCACCUGAGUUUCUGUGAGGCCAACAAAAUAAACCAUUUCUUCUGUGAUUUCACCCCAAUGAUAAGACUUUCCUGUGAUGACACCAAAGUGGCUGAAAUGACAGCCUUCAUUUUCUCCUCCAUAGGCACUCUGCCCCCUCUUUUAAUAACCAUGGCAUCUUAUGUUUGUAUUAUCAAGAGCAUUUUAAGGAUCCCAUCCACCACUGGGAAACAAAAAGCAUUUUCUACAUGUUCCUCUCACCUGACCGUGGUUGCUUGCUUCUAUGGCUCCCUGAUGAUAGUCUAUGUAUUACCAAACAAGAGUUAUCUGAGUGAGUUGAAGAAAGUAUUCUCUCUAUUCUAUACUUUGCUCACCCCACUGGUCAAUCCUCUUGUGUACAGUCUGAGGAACAAAGAAGUGAAGGAAGCAAUAAAGAAUACUUUAUUUAAGAUGAUUCAUAGAAUUCAUUAA